CACAGGGCCACAGGCUACAGCGCUUGAUACGACACUCAACGUACUGGUCAUUAUUCAAUACUACACAAACCCUGCUAUCAAACAUACACCGACAGGUGACAUCUUUAUGCUUGAAUUGCUUCGUUUGUAAGUGCAUCACGACGCCGCGCCCUUUUACCACAACGUCUGCGUUUAUCCCACUCAAUAUAUUCCGAAACUCUUUAACCAUACCGUCUGCGCUUAUCCCACCCAAUAUACUCCAAAAUGAGUCUGCGAGAUGCCGCCGCUAAAGGUGAUUCACAUACCGUAAAGAAACUUAUGGAUGAAGGGGUCGGCAUAAACGACGAAGAUUGGGAUGGAUGGACAGCAUUGCAUUUCGCAGCUUCAAAUGGGCAUUUUGAGACCAUCGAUGAGCUGCUUCUAGCAGAUGACAUCAAUAUACAGACGGCCAAUCAUCAUGGUGACACGCCUCUACACUUGGCGUCGAUGUGGGGCCAUGUCAAGUGCGUGCAAGUGCUGUUGGAUCACAGCGCAAGCAUGGAGCCUAAGAACUCGAACGGACAGACACCAGUGGAUGUUGCAGGCACUGGGUCGUUGGCGUUGGGGUUCGGUAGGGUGAGCGCUGAUCUCAAGAAAGAAGUGUUUAAACGCUUUAACGCUGAGCCCGAGAGGCGUAGACUGUCGACUAUUUCGAGUUUGUCUAUAGACAGCUGCCCUAUCACUGGACAGGAGACGGACAUCCAAGUCAUUGAGAAUGAUCUGCGCAAGCGCCUGGCCACACUGCACAGAGAGAAACGAGUGCUCGAGAAGGCGAAGGCCGACCAACAAACCAAACUGGCAACCGAACAGAAACAGCUGGCAGAGGAAAAGACCGCACAGAGCGCUAGCGUCAGGAAACAGAUGGAGGUGUUGGCUAAACAGCUUUCUGAUAAGAAAGACGCUUUCAAUCGUGAGACCAGAAGCCAAAAGAUCAUCAUGGAGGCCAAAAGGAAGAAAUUUACACAAGAGAAGGCAGAAGCAGCUGAGAAACUGAAGAAAUUGAGAGACACCCGAGAGGGAUUAGACAAAAAACUGGAGGCUGCACGACAAGACAUGUUGGAGAAGCAACUGGCACAUGCGAAGCUGGUUGAGACGGAGAAUAGGCUUACGCUUCUGACGAAGUGCCUGACAGAGAACGACUUUGGGCAAGCGAGAACAAUUGUAAAAGAGUUGCACGACAUGGACGCGCCAAAGGAAACACAACAAUUGGCUCAGGAUCAACUUAUUGCGGCACUCGAGAAUCCGUUACUUCAACAGAAAAACACUACAAUGGGUGCAUUCGCGAGCCUACUUUCCACUUUUGGCAUGAGUUGAAAUGAUAGACUUUUGUGCAACGUGGAGUAAUAAACAAAAUCAGACAUUGUCUACCAAGGUAGUUGACUA
This is a messenger RNA of Sphaeroforma arctica JP610, 1401 nucleotides long. RefSeq lists its product as hypothetical. NCBI's taxonomy places the organism in Eukaryota, Ichthyosporea, Ichthyophonida. The transcript has 10 exons. The record is from RefSeq and is a predicted model, not a curated record. The coding region runs from base 244 to 1332 and encodes 362 amino acids. Gene Ontology annotation, molecular function: protein binding.